AUGCUUCACCCAUCACACAGCGCCUCCAACUCUCCUCCCAAGGCCCCCAGUCCCCCGGUGCCCUCAAGAACUCACAAUGACCGAAAAGACCAACGGCGCGAGGGUUGGCGCCGCCGCCGCUGCCGCCACCACCACCGGCAGCAGCAGCAGCAGCAGCAGCAGCACCACCACCACCACCACCACCACCACCACGAGGGGCACCAGCCCCAGCACCAACAACACCACCAGCAGCAACAGCAGCAACAGCAAGAGCAGCGGUGGGGGUGGAGGAGGGGGCCUAGACUACAACAGGUGGACAAGGGGCGCCUGGUUCGAGUAAUGAACACCAUUUUGGCUUCCUCCGUGUUUUUGUUUCUGUUGUGCUUCCACUUUUGCCGUGACUUGCCUCCAUCUCAUGUGUCUUUCGCCGUAACCUAUCUGAGGCUCCCUUGCGUCACGGGGGUCUGCUCCUUGCUCAAUUCACGAUUCUUCGCCGCUCCGCUCUCUCUGUUGCUCAUGGCUUGGACAUCCAAGGGCCAAGUCUUUACCUCAUUCGCUACCUCUAGACGAGCAGCGAAGUCUCACAGCGCCAACAUUAACAGCAGAAUGCAGAACCGGAAAUGUGCUUCGCCCGGUAGCAGACUCUUUUUGCUCGCCCCCCCUCCUCCAGGCGCACAGCCUAGCAAGCAUUUCGACAACUCGAUCGACUGCUUUAGAAAAGUCAUUCGUGACGAGGGUUUCAGGGGUUUACUCAACCUCGCUGCCUCUCGUGGCAGCAACACAACACACCACCGUUGGGAGGAUUUGUGA
Messenger RNA from Neurospora tetrasperma FGSC 2508, 789 nucleotides. RefSeq lists its product as uncharacterized. Lineage: Eukaryota; Fungi; Ascomycota; Sordariomycetes; Sordariales; Sordariaceae. Bases 1 to 789 code for a protein of 262 amino acids. The transcript is spliced from 8 exons. The record is from RefSeq and is a predicted model, not a curated record.